This is a messenger RNA of Colletotrichum karsti, 789 nucleotides long. RefSeq lists its product as uncharacterized. The transcript has 2 exons. The record is from RefSeq and is a predicted model, not a curated record. NCBI's taxonomy places the organism in Eukaryota, Fungi, Ascomycota, Sordariomycetes, Glomerellales, Glomerellaceae. The coding region runs from base 1 to 789 and encodes 262 amino acids.
AUGGCCGGCUUCGGCGGCACCGUCGACUCACUCCUGGAGACCUACUCCAAGUGCAUGUUGCUGCUGAAAGGCUUGAGGGGCGCAAACAAGAACAGCCAGCCCCGGCAACUCAGGAGACGCAUUCGUUCAGACCGGUCCAAGGUGCGAAGUGUAUACUCAUCGAGGCUGUCGCUGAAUGGGACUCGCCUCGAGAAAGGCGAUGCUGCGGCACGCUCGUCACUGAGGAAGAUCAUCAAACGCCUGACGUCUGCCAUGACCCGACUGCUACGCGUCAUGACGAGAACCCAGAACCCCGUUAUCGACUACCGGUCUCUGAGGUCGCUGUCCAACUCGUCACGCGUAGAUGCGGUCAGAACCAUCAAUGAGCUCUCUCGACGGCUGAGCAGCUCAUCUCUCAGGUCGAGUCCAGGCGCGAGCAUGAAAAGAGAGGACAAAAAGAGAACCGAGUCACCUAACAAGAGGUCAAAAUCGAAGCGCGCGAAACCUGCCAAACCCGCCAAGGACAAGGCAGAGCCCGUCGUCAAGGAGGGAGAAUAUCGUCCUUUGCCUCUUCCCCCACCGGGCUCCAGUGCCAUGCUCCAAAUCGACCCAAAGAAGCGCAUCUCACUGGCUACCAUGUCAUCAGGAAGCACGAAGCUUGGUGAAAUUGUCCCUAAGAAGCUCCGUCGACGGCAGUCAGAUUAUUCGGCGGCAUCCGAUGAGUUUACCGUGCAGCCAACCUUCCCGUUGAGGCCGUAUCUGCCCGAGACUAAGAAGAAGAAGUUCUUGGGAUUGUUUGGGCGAGGUUGA